ACAUAAUUCUUCAAUGUCUUACAAUAAUAAUGAUGAAAAAAAAGACCAACUAAUUAAAGUGAUUACUCUUGGGGCAUCAGGAGCAGGAAAAACAUCCCUUUUAACUCGAAUGACUCGUGAUUAAUUUAGUGAAAAUUACAUUGCUACCAUAGGAUGUGAUUUCGCAAUCAAGAGACUGUUUAUUAAUAAUUAACCAGUUAAAUUAUAAAUUUGGGACACUGCAGGAUAAGAACGCUUUAGAACAGCUAUUUCUAAGUCAUAUUAUAGGGGUGCCAAUGGCAUCUUUUUAGUUUUUGACAUUUCUAAUGAAUAAUCAUUUACUGAAAUGUAAUUGUGGUAUUAAAAAACCUAGGAAGAGAUUAAAAAUAUGAAUCAAGAUAUUUAAUUUCUUUUGAUUGGGUGUAAAUGUGACUUAGAAUAACAAAGGCAAAUCUCAUAUGAUGUAGCCUUUUCCUUUGCACAAAGCUUAGGCAUGCAUUAUAUAGAAACUUCAGCAAAAAGGAAUACUAAUUGUUUAGAAGCAGCUGAAUGUUUGGGCAAAAUUUGCUUACAAAAAAUAAAUGAAAAAUUGAAUUAAGAGCAACCUGUUUUGGAGAUUAAGUAGGAUUAAUUAAAGAAGUCUUCAUGUUGCUGAUAUUUAUUUUGAAACUAUUUAAAUUUUAACAAAAAUUCAUUUAUGAGUCGA
Messenger RNA from Paramecium tetraurelia, 685 nucleotides. RefSeq lists its product as uncharacterized. The record is from RefSeq and is a predicted model, not a curated record. Gene Ontology annotation, biological process: regulation of exocytosis; protein secretion. Gene Ontology annotation, molecular function: GTPase activity; GTP binding. NCBI's taxonomy places the organism in Eukaryota, Ciliophora, Oligohymenophorea, Peniculida, Parameciidae. The transcript is spliced from 3 exons.